Messenger RNA from Symbiodinium sp. CCMP2592, 861 nucleotides. The record is from the annotation of a GenBank genome assembly. Lineage: Eukaryota; Dinophyceae; Suessiales; Symbiodiniaceae.
AUGGGCAAAAAACACGGAAAAGCAAAGCAGAUUGUCCCGAAGAGCAAAGAUGAUAAGCCUGGUUCGCCGCCAGCGGCCUUUGCAGUCGAAGCUCCAAAGCCAACGCUGAACAAGCGUGGUUCGAAGCGAAAGGGAAAGGCUUUGGCAACCCAGGUUGCAAAACCGCCACAGGAAGCCACAAGUGGCCGAUCAGAGUCCAUCGACGACAUUUUCUCAAAGGCAAAGUCAAAGACUGCUGCCGCCGCACAGCCAGAAGGAGGCAGCAAGCGGCGGGCCCAAACGGGUGAUGGGCAGAAGCAGAGAGAAGUCAAGAAGCCCAAACGCGGUUCUCUAGAAGAUCCCUUUGGACGGUCUAGCGACUGGACAGAUGACGGUCUCGGUGGCAUCUACAACCAAGAAGGGUGGGAGAAGGCGGUGGCACGCCUCAGUGUCCAUUCGCUCACGUCUGACCCCUCAGUCAUAAGCCAAGCUGCCACCAAGACAGAUCGCCCCCGCAUCAGUUCCGUUCUGGAGCUGUCUACACUGGCCAGUGGUGUGGCAAUCAGCGCCAUGGUUUCGGACGGCAAGUGUGGCCCGCCAGAUGGAGCGCAGUACGAGGGCUGCUGGCCGGAUCGAUGGCAGACUCACUUCAGAAUUUCGCUCGAAGGGGAGCCUGCCAGGUCCAACAGCAGCUUGGUCGAUUCAAGUUUCCUGACGGUUCUGUGUACCUGGGACACUGGCGCGGAAAUCGCUUCCACGGCUUGGGGGCACACUACCUUGCAGAUGGUUCCUCGUAUCAUGGUCAGUGGGCGCGGGCCUAUGGAGCUUCGAAGCAAAUCCAGUGUCCAAAAGAAACGGUUAGCUGGUAGCUAUGUAACGUAA